Molecule: messenger RNA, 4174 nt
Organism: Ylistrum balloti
Lineage: Eukaryota; Metazoa; Mollusca; Bivalvia; Pectinida; Pectinidae
Product: coiled-coil domain-containing protein 43-like
Exons: 5
Coding region: 1-678 (225 amino acids)
Source: RefSeq, a predicted model, not a curated record
AUGGCGACGUCCACAACACCGUACGAUCAGUGGCUGGCAGACAAAUUGUUGUCGCUUAAUCCUGAGGUUGACACAGACGUCUUCGUCAUGUACAUCAGUAGUAUGUUGGAUGAAGACUCGCCAGCUGACGAAAAACGCGAAUCAAUACUUGAAUUACUGGCUGAGGUUUUGGAAACAGACCGUGAACAAGUCUGUGAUGACAUCAUAAAGAAAUACGAAGAAAUUCACAAUGAAACCGUAAACAAGAACACAGAAUCAGCUCAGAAAAAUAUUGCAGACCAGUUGUCAAAUAUGUUGGAGAAACAGACAAUAGAGCCUGUCAAGGUAAAAGACACAACCUCGGACGAAGCUCGUGCCAGAAAGGAGGCCAUUUUAGCCCAGUAUUCCACUGUGUCUGAUGAAGAAGACGACGAUGGACCGUCAAGCCAUACUGGAACCAUAGGAGCAGCCACUAGUGGCUCUGCAAGUGCCGCCGCUGCAGGAGACUCUCUGUUGAUGAAAAACACAAACGCGGAGAGUGUUGGACUGAUUGAGAAAGAAAAACGAGAGAAGGCAAAGGAAGAAGCAGACAAAAAGAAAGAAAAGGAUAAACAGGACCGAGCACAACAAAAACAGAAAAAUUUAGACCGAAAAGAGGCAGAGAAAAAACGAACACAGAAAGGAGAGAGACGAAGAUAGCACCCUUCCACUUAAAAAUUAGAACAUUUUUUAACUUAGAAAUUUCAAAACCUUAACACAAAUUAUGGAACGUGAACAAAACAUGCCACCAACUUACAGAUUCCCUUGAAUAUGAUAUAUAAAAGGAUUAGUAGAAACCAGUAUGCUGUGAAAUCAUAUAAGAUGUAACAUAUAAAAAAUUAUGGUUUGUUAUGGACUUGAAUCACAAUGUAUAAUGUAAGUAGUAGUGAUAGUAUAAUAUAGGUCCUGUAUCUCAUAAUGUAUUUGUGUAUGCAAUAUGUGUGAAGCAAUAGGGAAAGUAGGAGGUAAUCUGCAUCCGUUGAAACUUGAAAAGUGUUGGCACAAUAUUUUUCCCGAAGUCUUAAUGAAGAGAUCAGAUCAAAUUUUCAAGUUUUAUUACAUAAUGUAUACAUGUAUAACUAUUUUAAUGCUAGUUAAAUUGAGACAAAGAAAUAGUUUGUUUUGUAAAUUUUAAAAUGUAUAGAGAUCUGUUUCCUCAAAUGGGAUCCUGUAAUGAAAAAAAAAUUACUGCUUAAAUGGCUGUCUUUGGCAAUAAAUCACAAACAGAAUUUUCUCUGAUAAUUUUUGCAAUUGUCAGGUGUCUGAGUUUCUGGUUUACUUAACCCUCUGAUGAGUCGCAUAGUGAUUAACGAUCUGCCAUGCAUUUACUUUUCACAUUUUAAACCUUUAUGCAGGUUCCAUGUACUACUAACUUAACCCCAAACCCUGCUGUAAAUGAUCCUGGGAUAUUUUUCAGGUCAGACUGAAAUUCAAUACAGCCAUCAGGGCUGUCAUUUUAAAAUAUAUACAAAUUAAUUCAAUGUCUAGUAUAGUAGGCAUUAGGGAAGGGAGUACUCAGAAUGUUGUCCUAUAAAGUAGACAGUAGGGAAGGGAGUACUCAGAAUGUUGUCCUGUAAAGUAGACAGUAGGGAAGGGAGUACCCAGAAUGUUGUCCUGUAUAGUAGACAGUAGGGAUGGUAGUAACCAGCAUGUUGUCCUGUAAAGUAGACACCAGGGAAGAGAGUACUCAUAAUGGUGUCUUGUACAAUAGGAGUACCAAGCAUGUUGUCCUAUAAAGUAGACACCAGGGAAGGGAGUACUCAUACAUGUUGUCCUGUAAUGUAGACAGUAGGGAAGAGAGUACUCAGAAUGUUGUCCUGUAAUGUAGACAGUAGGGAAGAGAGUACUCAGAAUGGUGUCUUGUACAGUAGGAGUACCAAGCAUGUUGUCCUAUAAAGUAGACACCAGGGAAGGGAAUAUCAAGCAUGUUGUCCUGUCCUGUAAUGUAGACACCAGGGAAAGGAGUACUCAGAAUGGUGUCUUGUACAGUAGACAGUAGGGAAGCGAGUACCAUGACAUGUGUCUUGUAUAGUAGACACCAGGGAAGGGAGUACCAAGACAUGUGUCUUGUAUAGUAGACACCAGGGAAGGGAGUACCAAGAAAUUUGUCUUGUUUAGUAGACAGCACAACAGGGAAGGAGGUCAAGCAUGGUACUUAUAUAUAGUACUAUACAUAUAUUUUGGUAAGUAAAGCAUAGUAAUCUGUCCCACAUUUUGGUAUGGGCUUACUACAGGACAAUAAAAUGUGAUGAAUAAAUAUACAGAACAGUAUUAGAUAUAGCUGUUACAAAGGUUUACUGUAUAAUAAAUAUGAUAGUAUGACAAACUGUAGGAAGGUUGUAGAGUAAAUUUCUCAGUUUAUUGACUUUUUGAAAGGAAAUCAACAAACCCAUGGGCAUUACACAUGAAGCAAUUAAGUUCAAGGAUGUCACAAAACAUCAUCAUACUAUUAUAAGGAUGUAUGAUGUCCAAAUACGUUAGAUCAGUCAAAAGAUAAACCUGAUCCAAGCAAAUGUGAUGAGACACAAUGGUCCCUUUUAGUUAGAUGGUAGGUUGAGUAACUUUAUAUCUUUCAACAGGGAAUUAAGUGGGAUGAAGAUAGGGGGCAGCGUUAUCCACACCUCUAAUGAAACAUUAGCAGUGUCUCCGUCUGGUAUACUGCUUAGGUCUGGUUGGUUCUAGAGGCUGGAUAUAUUGUAACACAGCUAGUGCACCUUAUGGCAUUGAGAUGAGUCCCCUGCCAAACUGGAGAAGAUAGUUUUAAAGUAGCAGACUAGAAUGGUAAAAGUGGUGUAUAAGCUGCUGUUAAACAAGUAUUAAUUCAGUGUAGUUUUCAAGACUUUUAUUUUUGAUACCAUAAUACAUGUAUCUCUAGUAAUGAAUCGUAUGUGUAUUUUGUAGAACAUGGAAACAGAACAGAAAGUUCUGAUCAUGUGUAAAAUGAACUGUGAAAUGUAUACCUAUGAUGUAAUGUUGUUAACAUAUUAUUUCUAGCUUGUACGAGGUUCAUCAAUAAUCUAUCUGUUGUUCCAUUUGGUGAUAAUCUAUGCUGGUUUUGAUUAUUGUGGGCUUCUGUUUUGGGUUUUAGCUUACUUGGUCUGGGGUCCUGUGAGAUUAGGUCAUGGCGCAGCAUCUGUCAGAUUUUUCCUAAAAUCUGUACUAGUCCUGAACAACUGAAUGGAUUUUGAUUGAAUUUGAUCAGAAGCAUCCUUGGGAAACAGGAACUAAGUAUGUAUAAAUAUCAGUUCUUGCCCCGUGGGGCCUGAGGGAUGGGGCCAAAAAUGGAAAUGUAGAAAGUUCUUAAAAUUCCUUCUUCUGAAGAAAUUAUUAUAUUUUGCCAAAAUUUGGUCAGGAGCAUUCCUUGGUGGAGGGGGAAUAUAUGUUGUAAAAAAUGUGUAUCUCUGCCCUUUAGGGCGGGAGGGAUGGGGUAAAAUUUUUGGAAAUAGAACAAAUUCUUCAAAACCCUACUUCUCCCUAAGGAAUGAUUUGAUUUUACCCAAAUUUGACUUGAAGCAUUAUUAGGUGAAUGGAAAUCAAUUUUGUAUAUUUUUGUUAAUUUUGAUUUCUGAAGCAGGACUAAUGACAACACCUUGAUAGGAGAUGGGGGUUGGGCGAGCUGGAAAGACUAGAGAUUAGGAUAAUUUUGUCAGCAUUUGCUUCAUUUUGCAUCAAUGUAUAUGCAGCUGUGUAGUUUUUGUAAAAGCAGCUACACUCUUGUUUUUCCUUCAAAUCCCUGCUUUUAAAUACUAGUAGAUGAGAUCAAGUUAGAUUUCAUGUGUAAAAAUGUAAUAUCAGUUAUAUCAAUCAUCAGAAAGGUCAAUUUAUGCUUCAUAUCAAAACCAUUGUAAUUAAUUCACCUCAUGCUACCAGCUUGUAACAUUAAAAAAUUCAUAAUUCUGCUAAAAGUCAUGUUUAAAGGGGAGAAAUGAGGAAAAAAAAUUUCAUUUGAUAAAUUUUUUGUUUAAGAUUUUUUGUGGUCGAUGGAUAUUGCAUUCUCUGUGGGUUGAACUCUACAUGCCAACUUUGUAAUAGAAUAAAAAGUUUAUCUUGUUGAAUUUGCUUUGUGCAAUUUACUUUCGUGGUGGUAAAAAAAUUAAUUGUUUGAUAAUGGUACUUGAUUUUGCUGAAAUAAAAAUUGUCUACUUUCAAAAGAAAA